AUGUCACUAGGAUCACAAUGUUUUGCCUGGCACAGGCACAUCAAAUUGCUCUGCGUCUGGGUGGUUCAGUAUUCAGUUGUCAACUCACUUCCCAGUUGUUUAUUCGAUGCUUUUGAAAACGUCAUUCAAACAACGCACAGGCGCCCGAUGUUCCCAGAACUACUGACUAAUUUACGGGUCAUUUCCCUGAUAAUCUUCCCCAUGUGA
Messenger RNA from Dicrocoelium dendriticum, 207 nucleotides. The record is from the annotation of a GenBank genome assembly. NCBI's taxonomy places the organism in Eukaryota, Metazoa, Platyhelminthes, Trematoda, Plagiorchiida, Dicrocoeliidae.